UCACGAAAAGAUUGCAGAAAGUAGUGGCAGCGUAAAAAUAAAUAGCUAAAUAGUGCUAAAUUGUCGCUUACGUGCCGCCCGAAAUAAACCAAAAACCCAUCUCACCAAAAGAAAACACGCGCAACGUUUUGCAAUCAUCAAAGCGAUCGAAAAUUUGCAAAUAUCGUACUCGCGCCGGACGCGCUGCUCUGCUGAUGGCAGAUUCAUAAAAAAAGUGCAAAUUCAGUUUCGAGUACAAGCCAUCAAAAUACGGAAGCAAACUUAGUGUAUAAGCAUAAAGUUUUUUACUAUUAUUACUACGACUUUAAGGCUCCACUACUGCGCACGUGCUGCAACGAUAAAGAUAUGUCUUCAAAUCUAUUUCUAACAACAGCAGAAAAUGGUCUGCGACACGAUAAAAUUGUUAUACUCGAUGCUGGUGCACAGUACGGCAAGGUUAUCGAUCGUAAAGUGCGUGAAUUGCUCGUUGAAUCGGAUAUCCUGCCUCUAGAUACGCCAGCAUCGACGAUACGCGAUCAUGGCUAUCGCGGAAUCAUAAUUUCCGGCGGACCCAACUCAGUAUAUGCCGAAGAUGCGCCCUCUUAUGAUCCCGACUUAUUUAAGCUGAAAAUACCUAUGCUAGGCAUUUGCUAUGGCAUGCAGCUGAUUAAUAAGGAAUUCGGCGGAACCGUACUCAAGACGGAUGUACGCGAGGAUGGUCAGCAAAGCAUAGAAAUUGAAACAUCGUGUCCGUUGUUCAGCCGCCUCAGUCGCACUCAAUCCGUGUUACUUACACAUGGCGAUAGUGUAGAGCGUGUUGGUGAAAAACUUAAAGUAGGGGGCUGGUCAACGAAUCGAAUUGUCACCGCCAUUUAUAAUGAAGUGCUGCGCAUUUAUGGUGUACAAUUCCAUCCGGAAGUCGACUUAACAAUCAAUGGAAAACAGAUGCUAUCGAAUUUUCUCUAUGAUAUCUGUGAAUUGACGCCGAAUUUUACCAUGGGUAGUCGAAAAGAGGAAUGCAUACGCUAUAUUAGAGAGAAAGUGGGCAACAAUAAAGUACUGUUGCUGGUCAGCGGCGGCGUCGAUUCCAGUGUGUGUGCUGCGCUUUUAAGACGCGCCUUACAUCCUGGCCAAAUUAUAGCGGUGCAUGUGGAUAAUGGUUUCAUGCGAAAAAACGAAAGUGAAAAGGUGGAGCGUUCCUUGCGAGAAAUUGGCAUAGAUUUGAUAGUUCGUAAAGAAAGCUACACGUUCCUCAAAGGCACCACGCAAGUGAAAAGGCCUGGACAGUAUUCGGUGGUUGAAACGCCCAUGCUAUGCCAGACAUACAACCCCGAAGAAAAACGCAAGAUAAUUGGUGAUAUAUUCGUAAAAGUGACCAAUGAUGUGGUAGCCGAGCUAAAAUUGAAACCCGAAGAGGUUUUGCUGGCUCAGGGUACCCUACGACCCGAUCUAAUAGAGUCCGCCUCAAAUAUGGUUAGCAUGAAUGCCGAAACGAUCAAGACGCAUCACAAUGACACAGAUCUGAUAAGAGAACUGCGGAAUGCAGGGCGCGUUGUCGAGCCACUGUGCGAUUUCCAUAAGGACGAAGUACGGGAUCUUGGCAAUGAUUUGGGCUUACCAGCGGAGCUAGUAGAAAGGCAACCAUUUCCGGGACCUGGUCUAGCAAUUCGAGUACUUUGUGCUGAGGAGGCUUACAUGGAGAAAGACUAUUCAGAAACACAGGUCAUAGUUCGUGUAAUAGUGGACUACAAAAACAAACUACAGAAAAAUCAUGCACUCAUCAAUCGUGUUACGGGCGCUACCAAUGAAGCCGAACAAAAGGAACUCAUACGCAUUUCAACAAAUACACAAAUCCAAGCCACAUUGCUGCCUGUGCGCUCGGUGGGUGUGCAAGGUGAUAAGCGCACCUACAGCUAUGUUGUUGGUCUAUCAACGAGUCAGGAACCCAAUUGGACGGAUCUGUUAUUCUUAGCGAAAAUCAUACCGCGCAUUUUACACAAUGUAAAUAGAGUUUGCUAUAUCUUCGGUGAUCCCGUGCAGUAUCUGGUAACCGAUAUAACGCAUACGACACUCAAUACUGUGGUGUUGGCGCAGCUACGCCAAGCGGAUGCAAUUGCCAAUGAGAUUAUUAUGCAAGCUGGUCUGUAUCGUAAAAUUUCACAGAUGCCUGUUGUGCUUAUACCAGUACAUUUUGAUCGUGAUCCAAUAAAUCGUACGCCGUCGUGUCGAAGAUCCGUGGUGUUGCGUCCCUUUAUAACAAAUGAUUUCAUGACUGGUGUGCCAGCUGUGCCUGGUUCUGUGCAACUGCCAUUGCAAGUCCUUAAUCAAAUAGUGAGGGAUAUAUCCAAAUUGGAUGGAAUCUCGAGGGUACUAUACGAUUUAACCGCAAAACCGCCCGGCACCACAGAAUGGGAAUGAUGCGCUCAAACCAAAAUAAUCAACAGCCAUUUCAAACAGAUAACAACAACAAUAAAAUGCAUGCAAGCCGAUGGUGAUGACGACGACAUCCAUAGAUAUAAACGCAUGGGACAAUAGUGGGUGUCGCUUUACACGAGCAUUGAGCGGCAGCCUAUUGUGGCACCCAUAAGGUAGCGCUAGCCAAGGAAAGCUCAAAUUAUUGGAUCGAUAUGUAUGUAAAAUUAGUGCCGCUUUUAAAAUAAUUCAGGUUUAUAUAUAUGCAUGUAUAUGAACGUACAGAUCUAUUGUGUGUGCACUGUGGGGUUGCACAGUUGCUAACGUUUUGAAAUAACAAAUGAAAAACCCAUAAGGCAACAAAUAUGCUAAAUAUAUAUUAUACAAAAUUAAAA
Scaptodrosophila lebanonensis is the source of this 2786-nucleotide messenger RNA. It is a transcript of the gene bur, whose product is annotated as GMP synthase [glutamine-hydrolyzing]. The coding region runs from base 346 to 2397 and encodes 683 amino acids. Gene Ontology annotation, molecular function: GMP synthase activity; GMP synthase (glutamine-hydrolyzing) activity; ATP binding. The record is from RefSeq and is a predicted model, not a curated record. Gene Ontology annotation, biological process: GMP biosynthetic process. The transcript is spliced from 11 exons. NCBI's taxonomy places the organism in Eukaryota, Metazoa, Arthropoda, Insecta, Diptera, Drosophilidae. Gene Ontology annotation, cellular component: cytosol.